AUGUCCACUCGCUUCUCCUCUUCUUUCCUCUAUAUUCUACUUGCCUUGACAGCUUUUGUCGCUACAAGCUGUGCAUUCACAACCUUCAACUAUAAUUACUAUCCUCGCGGCGAGACCGCUACAGUUCAAAAUACUAUUGCCGAGGUGGCUCGCGAGACCCCAGCUGUCUAG
Suillus subaureus is the source of this 171-nucleotide messenger RNA. RefSeq lists its product as uncharacterized. Lineage: Eukaryota; Fungi; Basidiomycota; Agaricomycetes; Boletales; Suillaceae. The record is from RefSeq and is a predicted model, not a curated record. The coding region runs from base 1 to 171 and encodes 56 amino acids. The transcript has 4 exons.